UUCUACUAGGCGUCAAACGUCUUUCGGGUAAUCGGGAAUAUCGGGAUGUUAGAGCCGAUUAGGGCUCUCGUUUCGCGAUAAAACUCGCAAAGCACGGCUGCUUAAUGUGUACUAUUUAAUUUUCAUCUUAUCUACGUGUACGUAUAUGUGUAUUGUACAUAUAUAGAUACAUACAUAUGCUGCAUCCGAAUAGAUCGCAUAUAUAUUUUUGUAAGCUUUGUCGCGAAAUUGCUUUUUAUUCCAGCGAUUGAUUGAACUAUCGCUACUUGUGUCCGGGUCGAUUAUUAAUUCGAUGUUGCCUUAUUGUUCGGGAAGUGUGACAGAAGCGGAGCUGUAUAAAAGAAAGUGAAAUUAGAAAUUAGUAUCGAACAAGUGUUGUGCGAUUAAAUGCGCGAUAGUUGCCGCAACAUCAGAAUGAAAUAUGUAUCCACUUUGACUGGGGACUGUGCUUAGAUUUACACAAUUAUGAAAAGAAGUUCGAGCAUAUACUUCACCCGUGAGUCCAGUCCUAUUCUGAGGAGAAAACUCGUGGAAUAUGCCUGAAAUAAUUUAUGGAAUCCUGUGUAUAGGAUCUUACAGCAGUUGCAAGUAAAACGCGCGGCUCCUGUAUCAUGAAUAAUAUUCCCGUUCUCUCUACAUUAUUCUGGCAUACAGUAGAUGGUAAUUUGAUUAUGUAACUGAUCUUGAAUUAUUGACCUAAAAAUCUUGAUAAACUUGUUUUUGAUGACAACUUUGAAAUGUGGUCAGCAUAGCAGAGAGGUGGUGUCGAGAAGGUGGUUGACACGCCUUCAUUUAUUUGAGAUGAUUGAAAGUGUAUCACGCAGAGCGUUGAGUGGCUCCAGUGGGAGCUACCACGUUCGUGGUGCUGAACUGGCGAGGAAUCGUAGAUUAAAAUCUUUAUCAGCCAUCGUUACCUUUCUUGAUGAUACACAGCAUACAUUUCAAUUAGAUAAACGAGCAAAAGGACAAAUUCUAUUGGACUUGGUGUUUCAACAUUUAGAACUUAUUGAAAAAGAUUAUUUUGGUUUACAAUACUCUGAAAAUGGAGUCAGUACAACUAUUCCUACAUCGGAUACAAUGAGAUGGUUGGAUCCCUCUAAGCCAGUGAAAAAGCAGAUAAGAAGUGGACAUUUCUUUUUUGCAGUAAAAUUUUAUGUAUCCGAUCCUAGUAAAUUGCAAGAGGAAUAUACCAGAUAUCAAUUCUAUUUACAAAUAAGACGAGAUAUUCUUCAAGGGAAACUUCAAUUGCCAACCAGUACAGCUUGUUUAAUUGCAAGUUAUACAGUUCAAUCGGAAUUAGGAGAUUAUAAUCCAGAGGAACAUGGGCCAGGCUACCUUUCGCAAUUGCAAUUGAUACCUGGACAAACAGAAGAAAUGGAAAAGAAGAUAUCAGAGCUACAUAAGUUACAUAAGGGACAACUGCCAGCUGAUGCAGAAUUUAACUUCCUAGAUCAUGCAAAGCGUUUAGAUAUGUAUGGAGUGGAACUACAUAAAGCCAGGGAUUCAACAAAUAAGGAAAUACAAUUAGGUGUGACAUCAAUUGGUCUUGUUGUAUUUCAAAAUAGCAUAAAAAUCAAUGUGUUUUCAUGGUCAAAAAUAGUUAAAAUUUCUUUUAAAAGGAAACAGUUUUUUAUACAACUUCGGCGAGAACAGUCUGAAAACUAUGAUACAUUACUGGGUUUUAACAUGCAAACUUAUCGUAGUUCUAAAAAUUUAUGGAAAGCUUGUGUCGAACAUCAUACUUUCUUUAGGCUUCACAGUCCAAAAAUGCGACCAAAACGGUUUCCCCUCACUUUGAGUAGUAGAUUUACAUAUUCAGGACGUACAGAAUUUCAAACAGUUGAAGACGGGAAGCAUAGAGCACGGGUAGAAAGGACAUUUAUACGAUCACCUAGCAAGAAAAUAGCUCAUGCUAUUACAACGGGAGCUGUUACCGAUGACAAAGGAAAAAUAACAAUACCUCCUGGAAGAUCGUCACGAUCUUAUGACAAUAAGGUUCAAUCUCUCGGUGCUCGUGAACCUCGUCAAGCAUGGGGUGAAGGAAAUCCAAGUGACGAUGAAGGUGGUUUUUUAUCUUUGAGGGAAGAAAUAACAGGAAGCUAUACACAAGGUGGAGCAUUUUCUCCAGCAUUAGGAUCUCGAGUAUUCAGUUAUGCAGACGAUGAUACAACUGUUGAAAGAAAUAUUUAUGAUCUGCCAGAUUAUAGUGAACCUACUAGUUCGCCAGCUCCGCAAAUAUUGGAAGACGGUUUAGUAACAAUAUCUCUAACGCCAGACGAACAAGGUCGUUUUGGUUUCAAUGUAAAAGGUGGAUUAGAUUUGGAUAUGCCGAUUUUAGUCUCACGAGUAGCUCCGAAUACACCCGCUGAUCGUUGUUAUCCAAAACUGAAUGAAGGAGAUCAAGUUGUUUACAUCAAUGGAAUUGACGUGAGCGGUUUACUGCACGAACGCGUAGUGAAUUUAAUACGGCAAUCACGUGAUCGUGGAUCCGGCGAACUUACAUUAACUGUCAGACCAAACGCUCUAUAUAACGCACUAGCUGGUACUGACGAAACCUCCGAAGAAGAGCCGCCUUACAGAUAUGUGCCUGAUGCACCUCAUGCAGUUAUUGGAUCCGAUGCGCUGGCGCAAUCUAUGUUACUGCUUGCGGAUGGUCUGGCGAGUGGUGCUCUUAUUGCGCAAUACGAACAAUUGUACAGGAAAAAUCCAGAACUAACGUCUCUCGAAUCGAAGAAGCCGGAAAACCAAUCGAAAAAUCGAUAUCGGGAUAUAUCACCAUAUGACGUUACUCGAGUUAUUUUGAUGGGAUCAGCAAAUGGAGAUUACAUUAAUGCCAAUUACGUGAACAUGGAAAUACCUGGUUCAGGUAUUAUUAAUAGGUACAUCGCUACGCAAGGUCCUCUGUCUUCCACCGUUGCCGAUUUUUGGCAAAUGGUUUUAGAAGCCGGUAGCACGCUUGUCGUUAUGUUAACGACUCUAGUUGAACGUGGUCGUGCAAAAUGUCACCAAUAUUGGCCGGCAUAUAACGAGACGCUUACAUUAAGAAAUCUCACACUUACGUCUACUGCAGAAAAUGUCGAAGAUACAUUUAUUUUUAGAGAAUUUAUACUUCGUGAUGUUAAUACUGGAGAAGAAAGGGAUAUAACACAUAUGCAGUAUUGCAGUUGGCCUGAUCACGGAGUGCCGAAUGAUUGGCGACAAUUUACUACGUUUACAGAGCGCGUUAGAGCAGCUCGUACUGGAAUAGUCGAACCUGCGGUUGUGCAUUGCUCUGCUGGAAUAGGACGAACCGGUGUUUUAGUUUUAAUGGAAACUGCACUGUGUUUAAUUGAAGCUAAUCAACCAGUGUAUCCAUUAGAUAUUGUACGUUCUAUGAGAGAUCAGAGAGCAAUGAUGAUACAGAAUGCUAGUCAAUAUAGAUUUGUGUGCGAAGCAGUCCAUAAAGCCUAUAGCGAAGGAAUAGCUAAGCCACUUCCAGAGUUCAGUAGAUGAAAAUAAGAAUUAUUUGAAAUGGGCAGCAUGUUGUAAUUAUAGCCAUUUCUUCUCUUACAUCUUGCAUCAAGCAUCAUGUCAUUAGAAGGUAGUUUUAUACUUUGACAAUAAAUAUAUAAUAUAUAUUUAAUAUAGCAUAAAACGAGUACUAAAACAGACAUUUAUAUUGUAAACUAUAUAUCUCAUUUAUACAUAAUACUGACGUCCAAUUCUCACUCAAUGUUGUACUAAAAAUUGCUAUUUCUUUCAUCUUAUCAUAUGCAAACGGUCGAUUUAGUACUCUAGUGUGAUUAAUUCCAUUUCUUCACACACAACAUUGUAUCGUACAAAAUGUGAUCAUAUUUUUUUGCUUUUAUCCAUGUGAGUAUAUAUUAUAAUAUUUUAUAAUAAUUUAAAAAUAUUUUAUAAUAAUUUAAAAUAUAUAAACUUUUCUUCCUACAUAUAACUCAAUGUACGUAGAAAGCAUCGAAAAGGCAAUGUAUUAUGAUAUAUCGAAUUUGUAAUGAAAAUAGAUUUAGUUAUAUAACAAAAAUUGUAAGGUACAACGUAUAAUUUCAAUGCAAUUUUAAAUGCUUUAGAUAACGAAUUCAGUUUUAUUUAAAAUAAUUUAAUAUAUAUAAUUAAAUUUUAUAUACUAUUAUUAAAUGGAAAUUUUGUGUAUAUGUGCUUUAAUAGUCAACAUAACAAGAGCUGCUAUUAUAUUAUGGAAAUAGUGGCACAUAUUUCUACACACACUGACUUUUUUUUAGAUUAAAAGUCGAUUCUUUUUUUGUAAACAUUUUUUACACACGUAUUAUUUUAUAUUAAAAUUUUAUUAUUUUUGACAUUAGAGAGGAGAAAAAGAUAUGUUAAAAAGACGAUAUGAGAUCAACAAAAAAAAGAAUAAUAUUAAUGCAUAAAUUAAUAUAUUUACACCUCAAAUUAAAGUACAAUUACAUAAAUAAAUGAGAAGUUUAUAUAUAGAUAUGAUGAUAAAAAGAAGUAUGCACACAAUUUAAACAAAAUAUACACAAAUUAAAUAAAUUUUAAUAUACUAGAUAUUUAUAUAGCAAUUAUCACAUCAACUAUCAAAAUGUAAACUUGAGCGAUUUUAAAAAUAAUUUCUUUAUAUAAUGUAAGUCCGACGAUAGACUUAAUUAUGAAGAUAAUGAAAAUGGAAAAUGCGAUAACUGAUAGCUUCGUAUCAAAUUCGUGCUGUGCGUUCACCAAGGAAUCAUUAUCAUUAACAAUUGACAUGAUAAAAACUGAAUCUAAUUUGUUUAAUAAAAUGUGAAACAUGAUCCAUUCGUAAAAAUUAAUCAUACAGAAGCUAUUUAAAAGCACAAGAAGUACAAUCUUCAAUAUUGGCAGCUUAAGGCAAGCUAUUAUAUAUAGUUAUCUUGUUUUGUAUAGAAAGAAUAUGGUUGUAUUCAAAAUCAAUCAAAAAAUUAUGUAGAAAUCAUAGAAGUGUUAGUUUCUUUUAAAAUUUUAGUUUCUUUUUUAUUCUAGGAGAUGAAACAGACAAAUUCCAAUAUUCUGGAAAUAUAAUAUUUGACAAAAAACGUUUCACAUUUUUUCCAAAAUAUGCAUAUUGAUCAAAAUAUGUGUAUUUUGUGUGUGACUGUUCUUUCGGAGAUACUGUAGAUGUUUCAUAGAUUAUUUAAUUUUUAUGCAGCUAACAAGAUAAAUGUACUAACAUAUCUCUAUAUGAAGUUUCAGCUUUUUAAUUAACUUCACAAGUAUCACACUUUUUCUGUUUAAUAUACUUACUGAAUUUUUUAUAAAUAUAUAAUACCUCAUCACAUGUAUUAUAUAUAUACACGUACACUGUUUAACAUAAUCUAUUUUUAUAAUAAUAUGAAAAACUGGUACUACAAACAUUAUUGGAAGGCUAGCGAUCUGUAAUCUUUCAUGCAUGGCAAGAGAAUAGAAAUUAUCUUUAAUUGAUUUCAAAUUAAUUAUAUACAUGGAUAUAGCAAUUUUUUCUUUCCAUUUCAUUUAUAUGCAAAAUUUUUUACUAAUUAAAAUAGACCUUUAUUCUUUUUACAGUGCAUGAGAGAACAAGAGAAAAAUGAAAGAAUUAUAAAUCUAUCUUUCUGUUGACAUAAAAUAAGUCUUUAAUUCGGCAAAUAUAUAAAUUAAAAUUAUUCAAAAUAUUACAUUAUGAUAUACGAAAAAGAAAAAAAAUUAAAAUACGCCACUAAUAUAUAUCAUAAAGUAUGUACAUAUUAGAAAACAAUAUUAGUGUGUAAGUAAAUUAUACUUUUCCUGGUUUAUUUUACAUUUUGCAAUAUAUGUAUAUGUGCGCACGCGAUGCACACACACGGAGUCCCUAUAAUUUAUUAUACAUUUAUAUUAUUACACAUUAUAUAAAAAAGUUAACAUUUUGUGUAAACAUAACAUUAUGAAUCAAACAAUAUAAGCCAAUUAAGUUUAUCAAUUCAACAAAGUAAAAUAAGCUGAUUUCAAGAGAAUGCAAAAUGUGUGCACAUCAAAACAAAUGUCUAAUAUAGUAGGUAAAAAAUAAAGACGAUUACAUAUAUAAGUAUUAUAUAUAUGUAAUAGGAAAAAAAGAAAGAGAGAAUUUGAUACAAACACAUGUCAAAAGUUAUAUAUUAUAGGUUCCUUAUUAUUUAAAUUUAAAUAAUUGUGUACUUGUCUGCAAAUGUGAAAUGCGGAUCACAACUGUCCAUUUUUUGCAUGUAUGCAAAUGAAAGUAUCUUUAAUUGCAUAUAUGUUAUAUAUCAAUGUCUUCAUAACUGCAAUAACAUUACAUUGAAAUAUUUUUCCAAAAAACUUGCUCAGUAUAUUGUGCAUGUCGAAUUAAAAAACAAAUAAUAAAUAAACUUUAUUAAAAUUUA
This is a messenger RNA of Cataglyphis hispanica, 6332 nucleotides long. RefSeq names its product tyrosine-protein phosphatase non-receptor type 4 (gene Ptpmeg). The transcript is spliced from 18 exons. Gene Ontology annotation, molecular function: protein binding; protein tyrosine phosphatase activity. Gene Ontology annotation, biological process: protein dephosphorylation. The record is from RefSeq and is a predicted model, not a curated record. Lineage: Eukaryota; Metazoa; Arthropoda; Insecta; Hymenoptera; Formicidae. Gene Ontology annotation, cellular component: cytoskeleton. The coding region runs from base 724 to 3492 and encodes 922 amino acids.